This is a messenger RNA of Boeremia exigua, 1256 nucleotides long. RefSeq lists its product as uncharacterized. The coding region runs from base 369 to 1256 and encodes 295 amino acids. The transcript is spliced from 3 exons. Lineage: Eukaryota; Fungi; Ascomycota; Dothideomycetes; Pleosporales; Didymellaceae. The record is from RefSeq and is a predicted model, not a curated record.
CGGCGGCCGAGGACAGGAGCCAGGGAGCAGUCUGUCGGAUGCGUGGCCUCAGGCGCGUUUGGCCUGCUGCAGAGCAAACUCUCUGACGUUGCAGCUAUUGAAUUCUACGAAACCUUGACGAACGCCCAGCCCUCAGUGAAGGGCAGUGCGUUUCGCUUCAUCAAACCUCGACUCUGAGUUUCCGCCCGCUCCCGUCCUCUGUCAGAUCCGGCAGGCCAGCCGGACCUGCAUCUGACUCUUCAGCGCACAGUGUGGCAUUUGAUACCAGCCUGCCCGCCAAGCCGCUCACCUGGCCGUCUUCACGUCGUCUGUCCUGACCGCUCCAGGUUUGUGUGCCCACGCAAGCCCCGCCCGCCGCAGCCAGGAUCAUGGGCGCUGUCGAACAUCUUCGGCUGCACCAUCCUGGCUCCAGCACAAACCUCUGCCUCGGAAGUUGGAACCACGCUGCUAUUGAUCCCCUGGACGGGCUGCUGCGUGUUCACCGUGCCUACGAGACCUCGUACAAGUCCGUCACUUUGUUUUGCCAGGCGGACGCUGUGUGUCGCCAAGUCCCAGUUCUUUUGCGCCAUCAUCCAGGGGCUGUCAGUACAUGUAGCGUUGCCAUCGCGUCACGACUAGACCCCAAUGAGCUUCAGGGCACGCUUCCGUCCAAUCCGGGUCGAACCCGGCUCCUCGCCGCCAUCAAUGCCGGACCCGGAAACUCGACAACGCGGCUUUGCUCAGCGAGUACCGCGUUGCAAGUGUCUGCUGGCGACUCCAUCAUGACGUUGAUCCAGCGUCUUGAAAACCCUUGCAUGAACAACACACAGCCUCCCGUCUUACCGUCCACCCACAUCGGACCGCAAGUCGCAGUGCUGGGUUGUCAUAGGACCCAUGAGUACACGAUGAAAGCCACGAACGCCAUCAUGCUGGGUGCAGCCCCAACUGGCCUCGACGCUGCACCACACCCGGCUUCCCAAACAUACAUUCUUGCGCCCCGCCAGGCGCUUGACGGCCUCAUCACUAGCCCUAUUGUAAAGAUCUGGCCGCGUCGAGACUAUUGCGCGCUAACAUCAAAAACGACUAUCAAACAGCAGUCUGAUGUACCUCCUGUCGGUCUACAUGCUGCUCGAAUCUUGUGGUUGUGCCACACGGAGGACCGCCCUACGCAGUCAUCAUAUUGGUCACCGCCUCGACUUCUCAGUGAUACAAUCGGUCAGGUCAGGUGGAUUGACCUGAAUCUUUCGGAGAACCCGGUGUCGGACAGCGCCAAAUAG